Molecule: messenger RNA, 1347 nt
Organism: Acomys russatus (golden spiny mouse)
Lineage: Eukaryota; Metazoa; Chordata; Mammalia; Rodentia; Muridae
Gene: Fndc11
Product: fibronectin type III domain containing 11
Exons: 2
Coding region: 294-1295 (333 amino acids)
Molecular function (GO): protein binding
Source: RefSeq, a predicted model, not a curated record
GGGCGGGCUGAGGUCGUGCUUGCCUUACGUCCGUGGGGCCCUGGACAUAAAUCGCUGCUGCCGCCUAUCCGAGUUCAGCCCUCAAGAGUUCCCUACACCUGGGCCGGAUGUGCACAGCGUCACAAGGGCCGGUGGUUCCUAUGACAACUGGUGGGCCUGAGGCAAGGGGAGCGAAGACUUGACAGUGCACCCUGUGGCUCUGGCUGGGCUCCCCGGAGAAGGCGGGCAGCCAGGCACUUGCAGAGGGGGGCUGGGCUCACGGAAGUGAUCCGGAAGAGGAGUGCUAGCAGACAAUGAACUUCCAGGUGACAGGCCUGGCCCUGGACAAAAUGAAGCUGGACAGUCCACAUUCCUUCCUGGACUCAGAGGAGGUGGAGGAGGCAGAGGACCAGCAGCUGCUGGAGCCGGAGGCUUGGAGGACGUACAUGGAGCGUCGCAAUGUGCUGCGUGAGUUCCUGACCAUAGACCUGAGCCCCCAGUUGCUCAAGCGCCACCACGCCCGCAUGCAGCUGCUCAAGAAGUGCUCCUACUACAUUGAGGUCCUCCCUAAGCACCUGGCCCUGGGCGACCAGAACCCACUGGUGCUGCCUAACACCAUGUUCCAGCUCAUUGACCCCUGGAAGUUUCAGCGGAUGAAGAAGGUGGGCACAGCACAGACCAAGAUCCAGCUCUUGCUGCUCGGGGAUCUGCUGGAGCAGCUGGACCAUGGUCGGGCAGCACUAGAUGCCCUGCUGGAGGCUCCCGACCCACGGCCCUUCCUGGCUGGCUGGGGGCUUGUGGAGCAGCAGUUGGCAGACCUAUCGGUUGUCAUGGACAACUUCCUGGCCAUGAUGGUACCAGGGCAUCUGCAUGUCAAGCACCGCCUGGUAUCUGACAUUGGAGCCACCAAAAUCCCACACAUCCGGCUUAUGCUGAGCAUGAAGAUGCCAGUUAUGUUCGACCGGAAGGAGUCAGUGGCCCACCAAGACUGGGUCAGCCUCCGUUGGUUUGUUACCAUCCAACCGGCGGCACCAGAACAGUAUGAACUGCGCUUCAAGCUGCUGGAGCCGAGGACACAACAGGAGUGUACACAGUGCGGCAUAGUCCCUGUGGCUGCCUGCACCUUUGAUGUCCACAAUCUGCUGCCCAACCGUACCUACAAGUUCACUAUCAAGAGGGCAGAAAGUUAUACCCUGGUGUAUGAGCCCUGGCGGGACAGCCUCACCUUACAUACCACGCCAGGACCCCCUGAAGGACCUGCCCCCAGUCGGCUGGGCAAGCCCAGCCUGCCCCUGACCACACCUUCUGAGAGAUGAUUUUCUAAUAUUUAUCCACUAAUAAAGAGGAGUUUACACACACCAAAUUAAA